This is a messenger RNA of Alligator sinensis (Chinese alligator), 5238 nucleotides long. RefSeq names its product ADAM metallopeptidase with thrombospondin type 1 motif 19 (gene ADAMTS19). Bases 421 to 4143 code for a protein of 1240 amino acids. NCBI's taxonomy places the organism in Eukaryota, Metazoa, Chordata, Crocodylia, Alligatoridae. Gene Ontology annotation, cellular component: extracellular matrix. Gene Ontology annotation, biological process: proteolysis; extracellular matrix organization. Gene Ontology annotation, molecular function: metalloendopeptidase activity. The record is from RefSeq and is a predicted model, not a curated record. The transcript has 24 exons.
CCCUCCUCCCUCCCUCCCACUCUGCGCUCUCCAGGCAGCCUCUGCUCCUGCUUCUGCUGCUCCCUCUCUCCCCUCUAGGACACGGCAUUUGCUCUGCCCAUUCCUCGGAGGUGGUUUUGCUCCGCGGGGCUCCGGCCCCCCUGUAAAGCAGACUCCUCCUGCCACCCGGCAGGGAGCUGCUCCAAACUUUCCUGCCGCUCCGCUCCCCUCCCCUCCCCGCCUCCCACAACCUCGGACCCACACCCCGGGAAGAGGCAGCUGAGCCACACGCCGCCCUCCAAAGACCUUGUGCAAUUCAGUGCACCAGCCAUUUAGGACUGGGAACAGCAGCAGCAGCUCAUUAAGAACCAGGACCGGAGCCACACAGCCCUGCCAAGUCGCCUGCUCCCCCUCCGCGUGGGUUUUGGGCCAGUGAAGUGGAUGGAGAAGAAAACCGGGAUGCGACUGAGUCACGUUUGCUGCAUUUUUUAUCAGCUGUGUUUCCUGUCAAGUGGAAUCAUUUCAGGUCUGCAUGCUUCAGGAGACUCUGAGGAAUGGGAGAUUGUCUUCCCAGCACUGUGGAGCAGGGGCCAGCAGGAACCGGCUGGAGGCAGUGGUGGAGGAGGCAGCUGCAGUACUGAUCCCAACUGUGGGAAUAAAAGCAGCACGAGCAAUGCUCCCACCACCACUAGUCCAGUAGCAGGCAGCUCCCGUGAGGUCCGUUCAGUCUCCUCUUCAGUAGACAGACAGCCACAGCCAGCUGGAGAGGCAGCGGAGGAGGAGGACACAGAAGAUGAGUAUGAGUCUCAGGAGUUCUAUCACUGGUCUCCACUUCCUCAAGGAUCUGGUGCUAUUUCUCAGCUACCCCCACCACCUUCCCCACCUCCACCUCCUCCUUCAGAGGAUGGGGAUGAGGUGUUGCUGAGAAUCCCAGCCUUUGCCCGGGAGUUCUACCUGCUGCUCAAGAGGGACAGCCGCUUCCUGGCCCCUGGCUUUGCAGUAGAGGAGCGUCUCAGGGGUGAGGGGAAAAGUCCUCCAGGUGCUGCGCAAUCUCAGCCUGAGAGAGCCUGUUACUACAGUGGUGCUGUGCUUCACUACCCUGGUUCCUUUGCAUCUUUCAGUACUUGUGGUGGAUUGAUCGGGUUCAUACAAAUUAACGAGGACUUCAUAUUUAUUGAGCCGCUCAACCGCACUUUGGCUGUGACAGGUUAUGCACACAGGGUAUACAGAAGGAAAAGGUCUAUAGAGGAGAAAGUUGCUGAAAAUCCAGUUUCUCACACUCAUUACUGUGGUGUUGUUGCAGAGAAGAGAAAAUCCAAGAAUCAAAAAGUAUCAGAAAAUGGGAGAAGAAAAAGAUAUUCCUAUAAAUUACCUCAAGAGUACAAUAUAGAAACUGUAGUGGUUGCAGAUCCAGCAAUGGUUUUAUAUCAUGGAACAGAUGCUGCCAGACGAUUUAUUCUAACCAUCUUAAACAUGGUUUUUAAUCUUUUUCAACACAAGAGCCUCGGAGUGCAAGUGAAUCUUCGGGUGACUAAGCUUGUUAUGCUUCACGAGACUCCAGCAGAUAUGUAUAUUGGUCAUCAUGGGGAAAAAAUGCUGGAGAGUUUCUGUAAAUGGCAACAUGAAGAGUUUGGCAAGAAGAACGAUAUACAUUUAGAAAUGUCAACAAGCUGGGGAGAAGACUUGUCAUCAGUAGAUGCAGCCAUACUGAUCACAAGGAAGGAUUUCUGUGUACAUAAAGAUGAACCAUGUGAUACUGUUGGUAUAGCAUAUUUGAGUGGAAUGUGCAGUGAAAAACGAAAAUGUAUAAUUGCUGAGGACAAUGGGCUGAAUCUUGCAUUUACCAUUGCCCAUGAAAUGGGACACAACAUGGGAAUAAAUCAUGAUAAUGACCAUCCAUCCUGUGCAGAUGGCCUCCAUAUCAUGUCAGGAGAAUGGAUUAAAGGCCAGAAUCUUGGUGAUGUUUCAUGGUCCCGGUGCAGCAGGGAAGAUCUAGAAAGAUUUCUCAGGUCAAAGGCCAGUAACUGUUUGCUACACACAAAUCCUCAAAGCCUCAAUUCUGUGAUUAUUCCUUCCAAACUGCCAGGAAUUACAUACACUGCAGAUGAACAAUGUCAAAUUCUUUUCGGACCAGCUGCUUCCUUUUGUCAAGAAAUGCAGCAUGUUAUUUGCACUGGGUUAUGGUGUAAGGUGGAAGGUGAGAAGGAAUGCAAAACUAAACUGGAUCCACCAAUGGAUGGAACAGACUGUGAAACUGGAAAGUGGUGUAAAGCUGGCGAAUGUAUGAGUCGGACCUCUUUUCCUGAACAUUUGGAGGGAGAAUGGAGCGCCUGGAGUACUUGCAGCAGAACUUGCAACACUGGAAUCAGCAGUCGACAACGCAAAUGUCCUGGGCCUGGUCCUGAAGGAGAUUGUCAUGGUCCUCGACUACAAUAUAAAAUAUGUGAGAACCUUUCCUGUCCUGCUGGAGCGCCUGCAUUCAGGGACUGGCAAUGCCAGGCUUUCAGUGUCAGAUCUUCAUAUCAGAAGCACAUACUCCAGUGGCAGGCUGUUAUAGAUGAUGAAAAACCAUGUGCAUUAUUUUGUUCCCCUGGAGGAAAGGAUCAACCUAUUCUUCUAACAGAAAAGGUCAUGGAUGGGACUUCGUGUGGGCUGCAAGGAUUAGAUAUCUGUGCUAAUGGUAGAUGCCAGAAAUUUGGCUGUGAUGGAAUAUUAGGAUCUCUAGCACGGGAAGAUCAUUGUGGUGUGUGCAACGGCAAUGGAAAAUCAUGUAAAGUCAUUAAAGGUGAUUUUAAUCAUACCAGAGGAGCAGGUUAUGUUGAAGCCUUGGUGAUACCGGCAGGAGCAAGAAGAAUCAAAGUUGUGGAAGAAAAACCUGCUCAUAGUUACUUAGCUCUUCGAGAUGCCAGCAAGCAGUCGAUUAACAGUGACUGGAAGAUAGAGCAUUCAGGAACUUUCAAUAUUGCUGGAACUACUGUUCAUUAUGUUCGGAGAGGUCUCUGGGAGAAAAUCUCUGCCAAAGGCCCCACAACAUCACCUUUACACUUACUGGUGCUGCUUUUUCAUGACCAGAACUAUGGUCUACACUAUGAAUACACUAUCCCCCUAGACCCCCUUCCUGAGAAUCAGAGCUCUAAAGUGUCUGAACCCCUGUUUAUGUGGACACAUUCUGGUUGGGAGGACUGUGAUGCCAUGUGUGGAGGAGGAGAAAGAAAGACAACUGUAUCUUGCACAAAGAUUAUGAAUAAGAAUAUCAGUCUUGUGGACAACAAGAAAUGCAAAUAUUUAACAAAGCCUGAACCACAGAUCCGAAAGUGCAAUGAGCAGCCAUGCCAGACAAGAUGGAUGAUGACAGAAUGGACUCCAUGUUCAAGAACAUGUGGAAAAGGGACCCAGAAUAGACAAGUAGCCUGUACACAGCAACUCAGGAAUGGUACCUUGAUUAGAGCUCGGGAAAGAGAUUGUCUUGGGCCAAAGCCUGCAUCUGCCCAGCGCUGUGAAGGCCAGGAUUGCAUGACAGUUUGGGAAGCUGGAGUGUGGUCUGAGUGCUCUGUAAAAUGUGGCAAAGGAGUGCGACAUCGAACAGUGAGGUGUACCAAUCCCCGCAAAAAGUGUGUUUUGUCCACAAGACCGAAAGAAGCAGAAGAUUGUGAGGACUAUUCUAAAUGCUACGUUUGGAGAAUGGGAGACUGGUCUAAGGAAUUCCUACUUCUUACUGAGGCCAGCUGGAAACAACUAAAGCAUUACAGCACCUUCCUCAGCUGUUGGCCAUGGGAAUAUGUAUUCUCUCCAAAAUAUAUAUCUUUGGCAGGGAACAGAAAGAAGGAAUCUUGGUGCUCAGUUACCUGUGGCAAAGGAAUGCAGUCUCGAGUAAUCCAGUGCAUGCACAAGAUCACAGGAAGGCAUGGCAAUGAAUGUUUCUCCUCAGAAAAACCUGCAGCAUACAGACCCUGUCAUCUUCAACCCUGCAAUGAGAAAAUUAAUGUAAACACCAUCACAUCACCGAGGUUAGCUGCUUUAACAUUCAAGUGCCUUGGAGACCAGUGGCCAGUCUACUGCAGGGUAAUACGAGAGAAGAACCUCUGUCAGGACAUGAGGUGGUAUCAACGUUGCUGUGAGACAUGCAGGGACUUUUACGCGCAAAAAAUGCAACAAAAAAGUUGACCUCUGGCAGGCUGGCUGGCUUUCAGCUCUUGUAUACUUAUUUAUAAACACACACACACGCAUACACACACACACAAACAUACACAUUCACACUCCAGCACGCUUCUUCAGACCAAAUAUUAUCAGAUUACAUAUAAUUUAAUCAAAUUAAUUUAUUUUGCCUGCCAGACAUUCUUUAUUGUUUUGGUUAGACAUCCUUCUUCUUUUAUCCUCUAAGGUUUUCAUAAUUAAUUUUAUAUGAACAAUUUUGGAUACAUUUAUCAGAAUUUUUAAAAAAAGAAAUCAUUAGUGUAUUUUAAAAAUUUAUUUUCAGUAGGGUCAUGUCUCUGUUGCCAAAAAGCCAUCAUGUUAUCUUGAAUUUAUUUUAAUUUAGCUGAAUAGUUUUGCUGUAUAUGGAAAUAAAGCCCAUUUUUAUUUUAUUAUAAUUUUUGGCAUACAGAGUCAGAAUGAUCUUGUGUAUUUUGCAACAGAUGUUAAGGUGACUAAGCUAACAUUAUUGAACAGGUUAUUACAGAAUGUAUUGUGAAAUCAGUUCCUCUUUGAUUUAGAGACAUACUGUAGGAGAGAAUCUACUGUAACUUAUAACCUACUAGAAACAAAAAAAAAAUCAAAUAGCAAAGUAGGGAUUUUGAUCAUGCUCAUAAACACAUACUUGAACACAAGUAUUGAAUCAAUGAAACACUGUAGAGAUUUACACUGAAUCACUGUUGCACUGUUUGAGGUAGGAUAGAGAAACACAAUUCUAUAACUUGUACCAUCCUAUGAAAACACGUCUGUACUGUUUUAACAUGUCACUUGAUUUUAAGUGUUUUUAAACAAAAGACCCAUGCCCCUAUAUGCCUUGUGUGUCCUUUCGCAUUUUUAUAAAUGGAAGUGUCCUUGCUCCUGACACUUGUGUAUAAGUUAAUCUGUUAAACAUUUUCACUUUUCUGAGGACUUAGAAGAUAGCCUUGUGAUACUGCUUUAGUUUUACUUUUAUGAAAAAAGUCUUUAUAAAAAUAAAAUGUUUUGCACUUUUGUGAAACAUUAUGAAACAGCUAAAUUUUCCUUAUGAGAAAAUAUUGUACAUGAUUCACAUGAUUUUUACAUUUUCAA